Rhodofomes roseus is the source of this 552-nucleotide messenger RNA. RefSeq names its product P-loop containing nucleoside triphosphate hydrolase protein. The transcript has 3 exons. The record is from RefSeq and is a predicted model, not a curated record. The annotation marks the transcript as partial. Lineage: Eukaryota; Fungi; Basidiomycota; Agaricomycetes; Polyporales; Fomitopsidaceae. Gene Ontology annotation, molecular function: GTP binding.
AGUGUCAUGGGACGCACAGGGACCGGGAAGUCCUCAUUUGUCAAUACUGCGACCGGCUCGCAUUUGGCUGUCAGCUCGUCCCUCUCAUCCCAAACACGCACCAUCCAGCUGUCAAGACCAGUCAAGAUCGACUCAAAACGUGUCAUCCUGAUUGACACACCGGGAUUGGACAUGACUACGAAGUCCACUGAGGAGGUUGUCCGGCUAGUAAAUGCGUACCUGACCAAGAUGCGGAAGAGAGGCACCACCGUCCAUGGCACAAUUUAUCUCCACAGGAUCUCUGACAAUCGCAUGGGACACAUAGCGCUGGAGAGUCUCGUUGCCUUCCAGGAGCUGUGCGCCCAGGAGGCGCUGACCAACAUCGCCAUCGUGCUCAACAUGUGGGAGGACGUCUGUCACAACGUGCGAGAAACGCGGAAGGACGUCCUGUGCACCCGCAAGGCAUAUUUCAAACCUAUUGUAGACGCCGGCGCUGUCAUCUUCCACCAUGACAGGAUCGCCAGUUCCGCGCGCGACAUAAUACGACACCUCGUUACGCGCAUACCACAGCCA